AUGCAGCCCCAGCUCCUCCUCCGCAUCGCCCAAAGCCAACGCACGCCCUUUGAGAAGCGCGUCUGGGCCGCCCUCUGCCAGAUCCCGCGCGGCCGCGUCACGACCUACGGCCUCCUGUCCGCAUACCUCGGCACCUCGCCGCGGGCCGUGGGCAACGCCCUGCGGAGGAACCCGUUUGCGCCCGACGUGCCGUGCCAUCGCGUCGUGGCGACGGGGGGCGCGCUGGGCGGGUUCAAGGGCAGCUGGCCCAAGGACGGCGAGGGCAUCACGAUUGCGGAGAAGAGGAGCCUCUUGAGGGCCGAGGGGGUGAGGGUCGACGAUAGGGGGAGGGUGUUGGGGACGGUGUGGUCUGGGUUUGAGUGA
Messenger RNA from Trichoderma reesei QM6a, 363 nucleotides. RefSeq lists its product as uncharacterized. Gene Ontology annotation, biological process: DNA repair. NCBI's taxonomy places the organism in Eukaryota, Fungi, Ascomycota, Sordariomycetes, Hypocreales, Hypocreaceae. Gene Ontology annotation, molecular function: methylated-DNA-[protein]-cysteine S-methyltransferase activity. The coding region runs from base 1 to 363 and encodes 120 amino acids. The transcript has a single exon. The record is from RefSeq and is a predicted model, not a curated record.